Neolamprologus brichardi is the source of this 1679-nucleotide messenger RNA. Lineage: Eukaryota; Metazoa; Chordata; Actinopteri; Cichliformes; Cichlidae. The record is from RefSeq and is a predicted model, not a curated record.
AGGUAACAGCAACGCGAAUCCAAGAAAAAACAUCCGGAAAAGAUCCCCGAUUGUUCUUCUGUUCGUUUAAACGAAGAACACCAGAAGACGCUUCUUUACGCAUCAGAAUUCCUGAGCGACAAAUCCACUAAAAGACAUGACGACGCAUUCUCUUCCUGUUUUAGAGAACAGUCCUGGUCAAAAACUCCAGGUGGGAAAUGGAGUAAACAACAUUUUUGUGACACAGUCGCAGGACACCAGAAGGGAAGAUGAUGUCAAUCACAUACCAGUUUUAAAAGUGCCUUCGAGCAGAGUCUUGGCGGCAGGAGUGACUACUUUGCAAAAAACCCUGGUUCUGAAGAAACAGGCAGAGCUGGAUGAGGUGGAGAAGCGACUUGCACUUAAACGGCUGGAUUUUAAAGCCUGCAUGGAGGCCCUAGCUCAGCGAAGGUCUGACCUUGAAAUAAAACUACAAGAGACUAAAGAAAAAGUAGGGAAAUUUGAGAAGUUCGUAGCUGAGAAUGAAGCAAAGCGACGCAGAGCGUUAAAGAGCUGUGAAGCUUCACGGGCGCAAAACAUUUUUAAAAAGCAGCAGAUAAAAGAUUUGACAGAACAGCUUAAAGGAUUCAGAGACAGGAGGCACGUUUUAAAGGAGAGAGUGGCAAAAUACAAAAUCUAUGAGGAUUAUUUGAUAAAAACACGAGAUUAUCUCCCCAGCAAUUACCUCGAUGACGGGUCUGAAUCUCUAGUCAUGCCCAUCAUUCGGCGUCAUGAGACCUUAUCCAUCACACACCAGGAGCUGCUGCAACGUUUGCAACGUAUGGAGGCGGAGGUGGAGGAAGGCCAGCGGCAGCUGCAGAAUAUGAAGGAGGAACACAGCGUAAAGAAACUGAUGGCCAAUAAAGAGCUGUCUGAACUGCAGAGUGAGUUAGAGACCCUCAAAGAGAAGAACAAGCAGGCAGAGGUUAACUUGCAGAUGGAGCAAGACUUAUCCAGAGAGAAGGUUACAGAAGUGGGAAGACUUCUUAUGGCCAUCAGCAACCUUGCAGAACAGUGUUACCUACCAGAAUACGGACCGCUGGAAAAGAUGAACGCGCUGACAAUGAUGGACAUGGUGAAGGAGUACAUUCUGGACAAGGUAGACACGGAGAGGAGAGCGAGGAGGAUGAUGGAGUUGGGGAGUUCGAUGCCGAGCACAACGGCCGCGGCAAACAAAAGAGAGAGGGGGUCAAUGAGAAGCUUUGGAAGUAAAACACAAAUCAAAAGUUCAAGUAAAGUCAGCAGAAAGAAUGGAGGAUGGCAGCUUGGUUUCAUGCAGAGAGGACAUUUCUUCGCUGUUCCCUGCGCAAAUGCUGAGUGCCAAACAGCAAGAUCUGAGCAGCCAGUUUUGCGCCGUAAGAAAAGUUUGCGGCGACGGGAACUGCUUCUACAGAGCUUUCUGCUUCGCAUACUUGGAGUCAGUCCUACACAGUGCCAGGGAUUUGCAGAGGUUCAAGGACAAGAUAAUCCAGGGCAGCGCAAUUUUGGUCUCUGCAGGAUUUGAGGAGGAUUUCUUCAGGCACCACCUGGACACGGUUCUUCAGGUUGUUGAGCAAAGCCAAGCAGAUGUAAAUGCACUAUCCAGGCUCUUCAAUGAGCAUACUACCUCCGACAGCGUUGUGCAGUAUCUCAGGCUGCUCACUUCAGCACACCUGCAAAAC